This is a messenger RNA of Eublepharis macularius, 727 nucleotides long. Its product is annotated as prostatic acid phosphatase-like. Gene Ontology annotation, biological process: dephosphorylation; lysosome organization. The transcript is spliced from 7 exons. The record is from RefSeq and is a predicted model, not a curated record. NCBI's taxonomy places the organism in Eukaryota, Metazoa, Chordata, Lepidosauria, Squamata, Eublepharidae. Bases 1 to 621 code for a protein of 206 amino acids. Gene Ontology annotation, molecular function: acid phosphatase activity. Gene Ontology annotation, cellular component: lysosome; plasma membrane.
AUGAUAGUUCCCAUCAGUGCUGUCCAGUCCCACAGAAAUUUUAUAAAUACCCUGGCAAGGUAUACAGGCUAUGAUGUGGCUACUCUCAAAAACCUAACCAACUGGAAAACAUCGAAUAUACAUGAUAACUUAAUGGUUGAGAUCACACAUCAUUAUCCCAUACCAAGCUGGGCCACACCAGAUGUACUGGCCAAGACAGAAAAGCUGUCAGACUUGACUAUAUUGUCACUGUUUGGGAUUUACAAGAAAAAAGAGAAAUCUCUGCUACAAGGAGGUCUUGUUGUGAAAGCUGUCCUGAAAGACAUCACAGAAGCUACUAAACAUGAAAACAAGAGAAAGUUAACUGUCUAUUCUGCACAUGCAACCACAAUUGCAGCCUUCCAGAUGGCACUCAAUAUUUAUAAUGGGAAAGUGCCACCUUUAUCUUCUUGCCAAUUUAUAGAACUGUACGAAGAUAUCAAUGGGCAAUACACCGUUGAGAUGUACUACCGAAAUGAUACUUAUGGAAGACUUCAGCAGCUCGCUCUUCCUGGAUGCACGUUCUCUUGUCCACUAGCAAGGUUUACUCGACUGGUUUCUGCUGUCAUCGUGAAAGACUGGGCAAAGGAGUGUGAGAAGUGAGCUCAGAGUCACAAGGGCUCUUGUAUGCCAGCAGAGAAGUAGACAACAUGGACAAGAAUACGACCAUUUGUAAAAAGAACAAAAUAUAACAGAUGCACAAUGGUAA